AUGUCGUCGUUUUUCACCCUUCCGGCCUCGCAACGCAAACGGAAGCGGGAGGACCAGGGUUCGGCUCCGGUCUCUAAAAAGCGAGGAGUUACGGGCAAAGCCGGCGCUUCAUCAGGCGAACGAAGGCAGCCGCGACAGGAGAGAGACGAAUCUAUAUCAGGGAGUGAUUCUGACGACGAUGCGCCCGUAGAAUCAGAGGAAGAAUCAAUAGAUGAGGACGAUCUUUCUGGUUCCGAAGAGGAGGAAACUGCUGCGGAACGGAGACUGAGAUUGGCGGAAAGAUACUUGGAGAAUAUAAAAGAGGAGGUGGACGAAGCUGGAUUUGAUGCUGCGGAAAUCGACCGGGAUUUAAUCGCCGAGAGGUUAAAAGAGGAUGUUGACGAAUCCAAAGGGCGAACCUACCGUCAAAUCGCCUCCCAAUUAUCGUUUCCGACUGCAACUCACUCCUACUUCCGCGCAGAUACCCAAAGCACAACCUCUGUUGCCGUUCGGGCGCCUUUUGUCUAUACUGUGUCCAAGGAUAAAACGCUGAUUAAAUGGGAAUUGAUGUCACCCAGUGCUCCGGAUGUAGAACGAACAAAUACGAAAAGGCCCCCGCGCCCUGUUCGUAAAAAGCCGAAGAAGAUCCGGUCUAUACGUGGACUACAGCAAGGAGAAGGUGGCGGGGAGUCUCAAGGGCACACUGGACCUAUCCUUGCUGUCGCAGUUUCGCCUUCCGGGAAGUUUGUCGCGACAGGGGGCAUGGAUAAAAAAAUAAUAAUAUGGGAUGCAGAGACAUUGAUUCCUCUCAGAACGUUUACACAACACCGUGACGCCGUAAGUGGGUUAUCCUUUACAGGACGCAUCUCCGCUGCUACGACUGGAGAACAGCUCUUCUCUUCGUCAUUUGACCGCACAAUUAAAACAUGGUCCCUCAGUCCCGGCUCACAUGCUUAUGUUGAGACGCUUUUCGGACACCAGGACCAUGUUAUUUCCGUGGCUUCUAUGGUCACGGACCAGUGUGUAAGCACCGGUGCUCGCGACCGCACUGCCCGAUUGUGGAAAGUAGUUGACGAGACCCAACUCGUUUUUCGUGGCGGCGGUUCCAAAGGCUCCCAAUACGCGGAAAAUUCAAUUGAUUGCGUGGCAGUCAUCCCGCCUGCACACUUUGUCACUGGUUCGGAUGAUGGCUCCAUUUCAUUAUGGUCAAUUCAUAAGAAGAAACCGCUAUUUACUGUCCGCCAGGCGCACGGGCUAGAUCCCAUACCCGACCCAAUAAACUCUUCCGAACAGGAUCCCGCAGCCGCUUCUCGUAGCACCAAGUACAUGAGACCAACUCCACGUUGGAUCACAGCACUCGCAGCAUUACCAGGGACAGACAUCGUUCUCAGCGGAAGCUGGGAUGGGUGGAUUAGAGCAUGGAAGGUUUCUGAAGAUAAAAGGAAGAUAGUCCCCCUUGGCUGUGUUGGGGGAACGGAUCAGAGCACUUCAAUUAUCAGCGAGCAACUCGAAUUCAGUCACGCCCAACAGUCAAACGGCACGGAUGCCACCAGCACGUCGCCGAAUGAGCCAUUACUGAACGGAAUAGUAAACGACAUUGCCGUGUUUGAGCGCCGACCCCAAGACCCGAAUAAAUCAGCCAAUGGUCGGGAGUCCAAAGCGCCAUCCGCUGAUUGUAUCCAGCCAGGAGUAUGCAUCGUUGCAGCAUUGGGCAAAGAGCACCGUCUUGGGCGAUGGAAGGUGUUUAGAUCCAUAGACAGGAAGAAUAUUGGAGGCUCAGAGGCUGGAGGUAGAAACGGAGCGAUGGUUUUUGAAGUGCCGUUUGUGGCAAACACAAACGGGAGUGGGAGCUAA
Molecule: messenger RNA, 1833 nt
Organism: Uncinocarpus reesii 1704
Lineage: Eukaryota; Fungi; Ascomycota; Eurotiomycetes; Onygenales; Onygenaceae
Exons: 2
Coding region: 1-1833 (610 amino acids)
Cellular component (GO): small-subunit processome
Molecular function (GO): protein binding; snoRNA binding
Source: RefSeq, a predicted model, not a curated record